Molecule: messenger RNA, 3741 nt
Organism: Amyelois transitella
Lineage: Eukaryota; Metazoa; Arthropoda; Insecta; Lepidoptera; Pyralidae
Exons: 3
Coding region: 357-1922 (521 amino acids)
Source: RefSeq, a predicted model, not a curated record
CAGCCUCUCGCUUACCGCCAGUUGAUAAUCGACCUCUUUGGCGCGAACACGCCGUGCCGCGCUUGUCUAUGCUCCACUCACGGACGCAACUUUUCAGUGACGUAUUUCCUUUUAAAAUUCGAAUUUCCUGAAUACGGACCAUCAUUUUUCAGGUUAAAACAUUCGAAUUUUAAAUUGUAAAAACUAACGUGAAGUGAACGCAAUGAAGGACAUAGAAACUUUUUGAUGAAUGAUAGUUUUUAAUUUGAGUGCUUUUUUUUAAAUAAUUAUUUGGAACUUUGCCGAAGGAAUUGGAUGAAUAUAAUAAAUCGGAAGAUAGGUCAGCCCUUCUUCUGGAUCUCUCUAACAGAUCAAAAAUGACCGUCAAAAAGGCCACGCGGUGCGGAGGAGGUCUAGCAGCCAUCGUCGCCAGGCAGAAACUGCACAGUAUCAAUCAACAGCUAGACAUAACAACUAUCACCAAACCAUCUUCUCUUCAGAACUACAACAUCAUCGUCAGAUUCAAUGAAAAAGAUCAACUGCAACUUCUCACUAAAGAAAACUCUAGUGACGACGAAAAACAAAAACUCAUUAAAGACUACACAGAAUUAAAAACAAGUAAAUACGAAAACAUAUCCAUUGACGACAUCACCAAAUGUGCAAACAUUGAGAACUACCCAAAUUGCGACAGCACUCUAGUCUUUUAUGUAACCAAAAACCACAACAAAGAAGCAAUAGCGCUCAAAUUCGAAAACGAACAAGACUUCAAAAGAAUAUACUUCACGUACAAGUAUUUUAAAAUGCGAAAUCGAUUGACGAAAAACACGAAUAAUUACUCGAGCAGUGAUAACCUGUUUUCAAAAAAGAAAACCUAUGAUUUAUUUAAAACUAGAAAGAAUAGUAUCGAUGAUUACAAUCUUCUCGAUAAAGGUAGAGAAUUCGAUUUAAUGCAGACGACGGACAAUGAUGGUGUCACGCACAUAUCAGUACAACAUAAAGGAUUGAAUUCACGUUUCGAUCAACCGAUGAGCCUUAUUGGAGUCAGAAGUGAUGUAGUUGAUGUUGGUGAAAUAGACAGCAUUAUUUACACAGAUGCAGACAUACCUACAAAACCUGAGAGGAAAAGACUGUUCCAUAAGAAAGCUAAGGCUCCUCCACCCCCCAUAAUUACACCAAAGGAACAGCCUAAGGUAUUAAAAGGAGAAUUUGUUAGAGUUAACGUUGAUAGAACUCCAGACGUAAUUCCUAGAGAAACUAAAGUGAAUAAGGUUCCAGAUAUUCUUAUGUUUAGAGACAAUAAACCAAAAAAGAAUACGAAAAGCAAUCUAUGGUCGGUGAGCAACAAAGUGACCACCGGCUACGAGUCUGAUCGUGAAGAAUGGAAGACAAGCCGCUCUCAAUUCUCCACUACAGCUUUUGACAGUCUAGCACGACCAACCAAGAUGGCCGUCGCUCUCACUCUGAGAAAACCCCCAAGAUUAGAACCUGUGCAAUACUACAGACUCAGCGAGCCUAAAGCACAACUUGCACCCUUAUCAUUCAGACCAAACAAUUAUCUACAGAGACCACCAAGACUUCCCAGACCAAUACCAGAGAUAAAAAGAAAUUUUCUAAGUACAGAUCACAGGAAAUUUACAUCACUGCAGAAUUUAGAAAUACCUAUGAAACUAAGUGAGUCUAAAAAGCAAAAUGAUACAAAGAGGAAUUACUCCAAUAUUUCUAAUAAAAUUACUGGAUUGACGAAUAAGCUAAGAGAUUUGGGUAAUCCUAGUAAUACACUUGGCAGAUUCAAAGCACAAUCCCAUGGAGACGUGGCUAACUUGAAGCCAGUUUUGAAGACUAAUGCACAAGAUGGGAACAAACGUCCAGUUGUGAGGACUUGUAGUGCAGAGCCACCAAAGAAAGUUACGUUUAGUGCAUUUGCUACUGUUCAAGUGGUAUAAACAAAUGCCUUGACAUCAGCUGAGUUUGGAGUCGAGUGGAUACCACACAAUGUAUUUAUUCUUUGUUAACUUAAUCAGCAGCAGAUAUUUGUAUACAAUUGUUUUUAAAGACAAAUGGUAUCACCUGGACAUAAGUAACUUAUAAAAUGUAUCGAUACAUAGAGUAUAAUCUAGAUUAUGAUGGAUGGACUUAAUAGCUGUAAAUUUAAGUAUAAGAUGAGUUAAGUAUCUGAAUUUUAUGACAGGAUAGAAAUUAUACAAUAAUGAAAUAAAUCAUCUUAAUAUUUUCAGUCCGAGAUACUAAUUACUAAUGAUAUAAUAAAUUUAUCACACAAAUUACGGAAUGUUGCUGUUAUAUCUAUAAUGAUGGAUGAUAUUUCCAUCUGUAGAUAAGAUAUAGUUUUAUUAUUAUCCAAUACUUUUGCAUCAUGAAUGUGAUAAAAUACUUAAGUACCUAAGUCGCCCAGUUUUUAUCAAAUUCAUUUGUUCUUAUUCAAAUACGCUUUGUAAUUUUAUGUAAUGGAUUGAUAUGGCCGGGAAUUGUGUAAAUAGUAAUGAUAAGAUUGAUUUGAAUAUGACACUUACUUAAUUUCUUAUGUCAUAGUUUAAAAAUAAUUGCACACUCUAUUCAUUGUCUUCAUAUUUGAUUUGUAUAAAACCAGGAAUAGAAUACAUACAUAUGUACAUAUGGUCAUGUCUUUAUCCCUUACGGGGAAGACAUAGCCAACAGUUAUAGAACAGGAAUAGAAUGGUUGGUAUAAUUACUAAUAUCAUUAUCAUGACUUUGUCAACUUUCAACUUUAGAGACUGUUUUGUUGUUUGAUUCUGAACUGACAGGCGUAUUUUGUACUAAAAAAACAAGUUUUACUUUAGCCGAUUUUCUGCGGAGCAACUUUUCUUUGUUACAUAGGUAUUUGAAGAUUAUAAAUUUCCUAUCACCCACAACAAGCGCCAAUUUCUUGUAUGAGUAUAAGUAGGGUGAAAAUAAUUUUAAAACCAUUCUUCCCUUUUAUAAUCAGUUAAAAUCUCCAAUUAAGUAAAUUCAUAUUGAACGUGACUACAGAAAUCUAAAUAAUCUGAUAUCCAUGAAUAAAAAUGGAGAGAGGACCUUUAUAAAAUAGUCUGAGUUUAGAAACUUUUUGAAAUUCUUCUUCUUGUUGAUGAUCUAAUCCUUAAUAUUAAAACCUCUGAAAGGGACGCUCUGUAGAAAUUUUUGUUAUAGUUUUACGACUUGCAAUAUUGAAAUGCCACCAAUCUUAUGUUAGAAGAUUGUUGUCGGUCAGUUUCACGGAGAAACUUUAAAUUGUAAAUAAAAUGCAUAAUUUUGUUAAGACAAUUUGUAUUGACUUCUAAAAAUUUCUAGUCGCCUUUCUGUCUGUCUGCUUAUCACAUCAACUUCUUUACUCGUUUAGUCAAAUAAAUUAAUAAGGUGUGUUACUUUGCUUUCUUAAACUAUAUAUAAUUCAAUUUGUAUAUAAUUCACAUUAAAAAUUAAGGUUCUUGUUUCUGCUCAUAAUUUUUCACCAGCUUUUUUUAUAAGAAUUUGACCUUUGGGAGUUUCAUUCAUCUUUACAUAAAACAUGUAACCGGACAUUGUCGAAGUUAUGAAAUUAGCAAUAUUUGACUUUUAUCAUGAAGGUUUAUAUUCCUAUGCACUUUCCCUGUACUGUAAAUAACAUGAAAAGUCAUAUGGUUUUAAUUUUGUGUCAAAAUUUUAAUAUAAAUAUCUAACAAAAUAGAAUUAACGUGUACCUAUGUUAUAGAUUGUUCGUUGUUUUUUUAAUCUAAGUUUGUUUGAAAAAUAAAAAUGUUAAUAACA